Aphis gossypii (cotton aphid) is the source of this 2116-nucleotide messenger RNA. Its product is annotated as zinc finger protein 250-like. Gene Ontology annotation, molecular function: zinc ion binding. The transcript is spliced from 3 exons. Lineage: Eukaryota; Metazoa; Arthropoda; Insecta; Hemiptera; Aphididae. The coding region runs from base 505 to 1752 and encodes 415 amino acids. Gene Ontology annotation, cellular component: nucleus. The record is from RefSeq and is a predicted model, not a curated record.
AAGUAUAAUGUGACAGAGUUUUUGAAAAUGGAUUUAAAUCGUGAUUCUAAUGAUAUGGAAUAUACUAUAGUAAAAUGGUGGUAUACCUGUUACUAACUGUAAGGUUCAACCAAUCAAACGGCUAAAUUUUCCUUAAAAUAUCAUAGUUCAUGUUAUCACAGUGGAGUACUGUCCAACAACUUGAACUGAACAACUGAAGUUAACAUUGAACUAUUGGAGUGCUUCGGUGCGUGUACUGUGUGCUGUCUAGUGAAGUAUUCUCGAUUUAAAUAUUUAAUAUUCAUAUUGGACAGUUAAGUUGUAAUAGACUACUAUAUGAAUGAAACUAUGAAAGAUAUAAUAUAUAUAUUUUCCUAUAGUCAGUGGUUGUGAUGCCAUAAGUUAAAUUAUAAUAUUUUAUAAGUGACAUUAAACACUGUGCAGUUUUAACCCAAUCGGCUGUUAGUUUUUACUCGAUAAUUGUUGAAUUUGUUGUUCAUAAUAUUUUUAUUUGUCAUUUUUAAAAUGGACCAAGAAAAUCACGGUGUUAUAUAUAUUGAAAAUUGGAAUGAUUUAUGUCGGCUGUGUCUACGCAAUGAACAAUCGUUGCAAAAUUUAUUCUUUGAAGAAACUCUAUUGGAAAAUAUUCAAGAAGUUACAAACCUUCACUUUAAUGUUGAGGAUUCUUUACCUAAUUCUAUAUGCAAAAUUUGCAUUGAACAAGUUAAUUCAUUUGUUGAAUUUCGAGUACGAUGUAAAGCUACAGACGAAUGGUUACGAAACGAAGCUGUGAUUUUGGAUAAUGAUAACAAGGAUAAUAUCGAAAUUGUAGAAGUAGUGGACAUCUGGAACGACGGUACUUCAUUGGAAAAGAAAGAAACCAUAAUUUCUCAAUUAUGUAUAGAAAAUACUGAUGAUAAAUUUUGUUUGUGUGAAGAUUGUGGGGAAUGUUUUGAAACAACUAAACAACUUGCUUUACAUACUAAAACACAUUCUUCUGACCAUGUUAAAUGCAAUUUAUGUAAUGAAGUUUUAGAUAACUAUAGUAAAUUUGAUAAUUCAUUAUUAAAAGAUGAAAUUAACCUAUGUAAAAAGUGUAAAAAUAUGAAUAAUAUUGAUAAUUUAGAAGUUAAAAAUUCUUAUAAAGAAAUUGAAGGAGGUUUUUUAUGUGAAAAAUGCCAAAAGGUUUUCAAAACACUGGCUGGUAUGUUAUCACAUUUAAGAAAUUAUGAAAAAAAAUUAGAAAUAGGUUCCUUGUCUUAUCAGUGUCAUUUUUGUGAGGAAGUUUUUGCAACAAUUCAGCAAGUUUGGAUACAUAUGAAAACUCAUGCACCUGGUGAGAAGAUAAAAUGUCGUCAUUGUGAAAAAUGUUUCAAAUCAUACUUGACACUUGUACGCCAUGAAAACAAACAUGAAGGUACCUUAAAUUAUGUAUGUUCAUAUUGUGGAAGAGCUUUUGUUACACCAUAUGGUCGUGAUAGACAUGAAAUGACCCAUAAUGCAGCCAAAGACGUGCAAUGUGAAAAAUGUACAAUGACGUUUUACACCAGAGCUGAAUAUAAUAGACACAUGAGAUACCAUGACAAUGUUAGGAACUUUUUAUGUUCGUUUUGUGGUAAACGAUUUUUUGAAAGUGCUCAUAAGACAAUUCAUGAACGUGCCCAUACUGGCGAAAGACCAUUUGCUUGUAAUUUUUGUGGAAAAAAAUUUAUGUCUAAACAAAAAGCACGUCGACAUCAAGCUAUUCACUCAAGGCAUAAAAAUAAAAAAUAACUAAAUAACUAAGUUUUUUAAUUUAUUUAAUUACUUGAAUUCUUUUUAAUAUAUUAUGUUUGUUCCUAUAAUAUAAUUUUUAUGUUACCGAAUAAUACUUUUCAUCCCUAGGUAUUUUGUAUUAUUUGUAUUUUAUUAUGAUUCUGAAUCUAUAUACUGUUAAUAUAACAUAAUGUUUUAUAAUGUUACUUUUUUCAUCUUUGUUUUGUAUUUGUAUUUUACUUUGAAAUUUAUCAAUAAAAUCUGGUAUAGAGUUUAGCAGUGUGACUAUUUAUUAAAACUAGCUAAGAAAAUAUCAUUCUAUAAUAAAAUGUUAUUAAAAUAAUAUUUUUAAGUUUUUAAAUGUAACUUAAUAUCUUAAUAC